This is a messenger RNA of Xiphias gladius (swordfish), 466 nucleotides long. It is a transcript of the gene ndufa2, whose product is annotated as NADH:ubiquinone oxidoreductase subunit A2. Lineage: Eukaryota; Metazoa; Chordata; Actinopteri; Istiophoriformes; Xiphiidae. The transcript has 3 exons. The coding region runs from base 56 to 358 and encodes 100 amino acids. The record is from RefSeq and is a predicted model, not a curated record.
AACUCCGGGCUGCAAUAACCCUCCACACGUCCUUGACAAACAGCAGGAAGCUAAGAUGGCGGCCGCCGCAGUCAGAAGUCUGGGCUCCAGUUUGGCCAAAAACCUCCGAGAGAUCCGCGUCCACCUCUGCCAGACCUCUACGGCCAGCAAGGGGGCCAGAGACUUUGUGGAGCAGCACUAUGUCACUCUGAAGAAGUCCAAUCCAGACUUCCCGAUCCUGAUAAGAGAGUGUUCUGGAGUCCAGGCCCGACUCUGGGCCAGAUACGAUUUCGGUAAAGAGAGCAGCAUCUCAGUGGACAACAUGUCAGCUGAUCAGGUGGCCAAAGCUCUGCAGACUCUGGUUCAGUCCAAACCUUAACCCCCCCCCUCGCUGAAAGUGGUUCAGUCUCAACUGGACUCACCCUCUUCCCUCGCUCAGUUGUCUGUAAAUGUGUUGAUGUGAAUAAACAUGAAUGUUAUUAAUGUA